Chiroxiphia lanceolata (lance-tailed manakin) is the source of this 3185-nucleotide messenger RNA. It is a transcript of the gene DQX1, whose product is annotated as DEAQ-box RNA dependent ATPase 1. Gene Ontology annotation, molecular function: RNA binding. Lineage: Eukaryota; Metazoa; Chordata; Aves; Passeriformes; Pipridae. Gene Ontology annotation, cellular component: spliceosomal complex; intracellular anatomical structure. The record is from RefSeq and is a predicted model, not a curated record.
GCCCGCCCGCUCCGCUCCGGUGCCGGUGCUCAGGUGCCCGCUCUGACCCGACCCGGUGCCGGUGCUCAGGUGCCCGGUCCGGUCCGCUCCGUACAGGUGCUCCGCCGGCCCGGUCCGCCCGUGGCAUUCGGGACCGGCAUCCCUAAGGUGUCCGCCCCGUCCCGCACCCCCUGUGCCCCGUCCUAAUCCCCACGCAUAGCCCGGUCCUGUCCCCGCACCCCGUUCGGUCCUGCCGGGCUCUCCCGCUGACCCGUCCCGGUGCCCCCGUUCCCUGCCCGCUCCCCGCGCCCCGCGUCCCGCCCGUGUCACCCCCCGCCACCGUCGGUGCCCCUCUGCCUGCGCCCCCGUGCCCGGUGCCCGCGGCUUCCCCUCCCCGCGGGACGGGACGUGGCACUGGGCUGUCCCGACUCCUUCCCGGGACACAGGUGAGGGUGGGUCAGCGCCGGUGCCGCUCCGCCCCCGCCGCCCCCGCAGCUCCGGUGUCCCCGCCAUGGCCGGCUGCGGGGCCCCGGGACCCCUGCCCGGGCCGAGCGGCCCCGGCUCCGCGCUGGGAGAGGAGGAGGAGGAUGAAGAGCCGUCCCUGGGCUGCGACGGGGAUCUGGAGGUGAAUCCCUACGACGGGCUCCCCUUCUCCUCCCGCUACUAUGAGCUGCUGAGGCAGCGCCGGGAGCUGCCGGUCUGGACCACCAAGUACAGCUUCAUGGAGCACCUGGAGGGGAACAGCGGCAUCGUCCUGGUGUCCGGCCCGCCCGGCACCGGCAAGAGCACCCAGAUCCCGCAGUGGUGCGCCGAGUACGCUCUGUCCCUGCAGUUUGCCCAUGGGCUGGUGGCCUGCACCCAGCCCCACAGCCUGGCUGCCCUCAGCCUCUCCCUGCGCGUAGCCGACGAGAUGGACCUGAACCUGGGCCACGAGGUGGGCUACUGUGUGCCCCACGAGGACUGCUGCACUGCCGAGACCAUCCUCAGGUUCUGCUCGGACGAGAUGCUGCUGCGGGAGAUGACGUCGGACCCGCUGCUGCGGCAGUACGGGGUGGUGGUGCUGGACGAGGCGCAGGAGCGCACGGUGCCCACGGACGCGCUGCUGGGGCUGCUCAAGGACGUGCUGCGCCAGCGCCCGGCGCUGCGGCUCGUGGUGGUCACUGCCCCCGCCCUGGAGCCGCGGCUGCGCGCCUUCUGCGGGGACCCCCCGGUGGUGCGGGUCCCGGGGCACAGCCCCCCGCCACAGCUGCUCUACCGGGAGCCGCCGGCCCACGGGCGCGUGGCCGCUGCCUGCCAGGCCGUGCUGGACAUCCACGGGCGCCAGGAGCCCGGCCACGUCCUGAUCUUCCUGGCCAGCGAGCAGGAGAUCUCCGAGUGCUGUGCUGCCAUCCAGACGGAGGCCGUGGCGCUGAGCCCGGCGCUGGGCCCACUGCUGGUGCUACCGCUGAACCCCGGGGUGGGCCGGGCCGCACAGCGACUGUACGAGGUGCCCGAGGAGAGCCGGGAGCGGCGCGUCAUCGUCACCCACUGGCUCGGGGACUCGUCCUUCUCGCUGGGCACCGUGCGCUUCGUCAUCGACUCGGGGCUGGAGCUGCGCAGCGUGUACAACCCUCGCAUCCGCGCCGAGUCCCAGGUGCUGCGGCCCAUCAGCCGGAGCCAGGCAGAGUCGCGCAUGCAGCGGGCAGCUGGCAGCCCCCCAGGCACCUGCCUGCGCCUGUACUCGGAGGCCUUCGAGCAGCACCUGCCCCCCAGCCCCGCGCCCCACGUCAGCGAGACCAGCCUGAGCCGCCUCGUGCUGCUGCUGAAGCGCCUGGACAUCGCUGACAUGGGCCAGUGUGACUUCGACCGCCCAGCCCCCGAGUCGCUGAUGCAAGCACUGGAGGACCUGGACUACCUGGCGGCUCUGGACGACGAUGGGAACCUGUCGGAGGUGGGGAUCAUCAUGUCGGAGUUUCCACUGGACCCACAGCUGGCCAAGGCCCUCAUCGCCUCCUGCGAGUUCGACUGCGUGGAGGAGAUGGUCAGCCUGGCUGCCAUGCUCACAGCAUCCCCCUGCUUCGUGCCCCCAUCCACACACCUGGAGGAGGCCGUGGCUCUGCGCCGGCGGGCACUGCUGCACCCCAACGGGGACCACUUCACCCUCAUCAACAUCUUCAAUGCCUUCCAGCAGCACGCCGGGGACGAGAGCUGGUGCCGGAAGCACGGGGUGGGCGCGGAGGGGCUGCGCCUGGCGGGCACCGUGCGCGCCGAGCUGCUGGAGGUGAUGCGGCGCAUCGAGCUGCCCGUCUCACCGCCCGCCUUCGGCUCUGACGCCAACGCCCUCAACAUCCAGCGGGCCCUCAUCUCCGGGUACUUCCUAAGGUGGGUCCAGGACUGUGGGGGGCUGCGGUGGGCCGUGGGGGGUGUGCCAGCCACCCCGCUCCCUCCUGCUUGCUCCCAGGUCGCCCGUGACAUCGAUGGCUCUGGCAACUACGUGAUGCUGACACACAAACACGUGGCACACCUGGCCCCCGCCUGCGGGUACCUGCUGCGGCCACCCCCCCGCCGCCUGCCCCCCUGGGUGCUCUACCACGAGUUCAUCUCCCAGGACAACUGCCUGCGCGUGGUCUCGGAGAUCCAGCCCCAAAUGUUGGUGGAGCUGGCCCCCCAGUACUACCUGAGCAACCUGCCACCCAGCGAGGGCCGGGACCUGCUGAUGGAGCUGCGGGAGAAGGUGGUGGCGACAGAGGAUGCGCCAGCGGGGCCGGAGCCGCUGGAGGAGGCGGCCGGACGGGAGGCUGUGAGGGGGACGUCUGUGUCCUGCAGUGAGCCGGAGCACCAGAGCCCCAGCAGGGGCUGUCUGGGCUUGGCUGUGACACUGGAGAUGGGGGAGCCCUGGAGGGUCCCUGGGGGGGCCGUGCGGCUGCAGGGGCUGUCCCUGGCCCCAGGGAGGUGUGGGCACGACCGGGCACGGCCCCAGCGCUGCACCGCGGGCAGUCGUGGGCCAGCGGCCGUGGGGCCACCCGUGGCACCUCAGAGCACGGACUGGGGAGUGCUGGCCCCGGCCAGGGAGUUGUGUGGGCCCUCCCCACCGGGCUCCUUCCCCCUGUCUUUUCCCAGGGUUCUGCUGGGGUGGAGGCACCGCUUGUCCUGCUGCCCCCACGCCUAGGGCCGAGGGCCCACACACGGGUCCCUCCUGUAUAAAGUUUUGUGACCUUUGCUCCUGG